This is a messenger RNA of Anisakis simplex (herring worm), 582 nucleotides long. The record is from the annotation of a GenBank genome assembly. Lineage: Eukaryota; Metazoa; Nematoda; Chromadorea; Rhabditida; Anisakidae.
AUGAUGGAUGGACUGACUGCUAAAUUGAAGAUACGAUACAUAUCUGACACUAGUAAUAACACUAACGAGAAGGUUAAGAACGACUAUGGAUCUGAGUUUUUAUUAUCGUCGCAUCACAACGCCUCGUCGUCGUCAAUGAUAAGUUUGCCGUUGCAAAAGCAGUCGUCGUCAAGUAAUAUUAAUAGUAAUAAUGCAGUGACAACGAUGGCAUCCCAAACUCAAGGAAUUCAGCAAUUACUCGCCGCCGAGAAACGUGCCGCUGAGAAGAUCAAUGAAGCACGUAAACGUAAAACACAACGCCUGAAACAAGCCAAAAAAGAGGCACAGUCUGAAAUCGAUAAAUAUAGACAGGAACGUGAGCGGCAGUUCAAAGAAUACGAACAGAAGUAUUUGGGCACCAAAGAGGAUAUUGAGUCGAAGAUUAAGAAGGAUACUGAGGAUACGAUCAACGAGAUGAAGCACAGAGUGCAACAGAACAAACAACAGGUGAUUGUUCGUUUGCUUCAACUGGUGUGCGAUAUAAGACCUGAACUGCAUCAUAACCUGCAACUGCAAAAGAAAUUGCACGGAAUGCACAUCUGA